GUUAUACGACUAUCUACAAUCUGUCUACUACUAGUAAUGUAUGUCUGCGCUGCACAUUCUUGCAACUCAGAUUAGCUCCGCGGCUGAGAAAAAAAGCAGCGUGGGUUCUUACGUUGUAGUCACAUCGAUAUCGGUACAUUUUCGGAGGUAAGGAGGCCUCAGCGUGAGUCUGGCAUGGGGUCAUUUGUAUGUUUCCCCGUUCUUCACUCUAAUCUUGUCUUGUCUAUCCUGCAGUGCAACACAAUCAUGUUCUUUGUUGUGGAUAAAUAACUACCGGUAUACUUACUUUGUGUCUCUCAGUCUCAGUCUCAGACUCAUACUAUUAUGACUCAUAGCGGUUUUCCAGUGAUCCGCAAAUCUCGUGCGGACACACCAUACAACCUGUUACAAUGCAAUCUUUCGUUGCACAUCGAUGACACGAGAGAGUCGCGAACGUAACGUAAACCCGUCAAUGGUAGUCUGAGCAAAACGCUGCAAAGGCAAGAGAGAUCGAGAAGAAAAGGUAUUCUCGAUCUCGACAGUCGAACAGACGGCAACACUCAGCCUUCACUAGGCUUCUGUCAAGUAAGUUGCUUUUUUUUUAGUUUGCGGUGGACAGCAACCGAUAUAGUGGAUUAUGACAUGGGGAAUCCAGAGGGUCUCGAGGCUCUAAUCAACGACAAAACCAUGGCUCAGUCUCUUGGCUGCCGGCCUCGGCAGCUGAUGUUGGCUGUGGCGUUGCUCCUGCUUUCCCAGUGGAGUGGUUUAGCGGAGUCACAAUCUGAGGACAUUAUCUCAACGACCGUUGUCAAUACAGUCAACGGACCAGUUCUGGGAGAGAUUAUUCGCAUCUCAGCGCCCGACAUUCCUCCAACACUGCUCAAGAGAUUCAGGGGAAUUCCCUUUGCGGCUCCUCCGCUGGGAGAGUUGCGCUUUGCACCGCCUCAGCCACCUCAGAAGUGGAGUACAGUUCGUGAGACCACACAGUACGGACCGAGCUGCAUACAAAAUGUUCAAGCUCAGAGAAUCCCUGGUGAAAUAAGUGAGGACUGUCUGACUCUGAACGUGUAUGCACCAGUUUCCGACUCUUUGACGGAAACCUUCCCAGUAAUGGUAUGGAUCUACGGUGGAUCUUACCGCGAUGGUAGCAGUGUUCUCCAUGACGGAUCACCUUUGGCAGCUCUUGGCAAAGUAGUGGUUGUCACCCUGAACUAUCGCAUCGGCGCUCUGGGCUUCACCUCGUCCACCAUUCAAGAUGAGGUCGGUGGUAACAUGGGAUUCAUGGAUCAGCAGCUGGCACUGCACUGGGUCAAUCAGAACAUCGAGGCAUUCAGCGGGGACAUUGACCGGGUCACCGUAUUUGGUGAGUCGGCCGGUGGCAGCUCUGUCGGUCUGCACAUGAUCAGUCCGAAAAGCCAGUCGCUCUUUCACCGGGCUAUAAUGGAGAGUGGCUCCAUUCUCUCAGGAUGGUGCGUGCAGCGCCAAGCUGACCUGACACUGUCCACACAGGCGCUUGCGCAGGGCUUGCAAUGUCUGACACCGUUACUCCACAUUGAUCUGAAAUGUAUGAGGAGCAAAACAGCGGAGCAGAUUCUCGCCGCUCAGAAUGUUGUCUACGACUAUUGGCGCAAAACUGGCCGUCAGUUUCCCUACACGCCGGUGAUUGACGGGAAUAUCAUUCCAAUGGCGCCCGAUGCAGCACUGUCCUCGGGGAACUUCAUGCCUCUGGAGGUUCUAUCCGGUGUCAACCAGAAUGAGUGGGGUCUGUUUGUUUCACACAUGAGUGUUCCAGCCAUCAACAGCAGUGAAUACGACAUCUCCUUGACCAGGUUUACAAACUUAGGCUACUGGGGAUUUCCCCCAGCUGAUUUGACCGAGGCAAUCCAUGACGUUGUCAACUUUGAAUACACCAACUGGGAAGAUCCCAAUUCCGGCGAGGCUCGUCUGCAGUCUGUGAUGACUGCUGGAAAUGACUUCAACUUUGUCUGUCCUCUGCAACAACAGGCUGACCAAUGGUCCAAGGCCCGGGUUGCAGCACUUGGUGCUAAGCUGUAUAUGUAUCAGUUCUCUCACAAAGACGAUGCAUUCCCGGAGUGGGUUGGUGUGCCGCAUACGGCCGAGAUUCCUUACGUGUUCGGUGAAGUGUUGAUGAAGGAUGUUAUGCCAAGGCCACUCGCAGAAUCAGCAGGUGAAGACUAUUACCAUGUAACAGAAGCAGAUCGCAAUGUCAGCCUAGCCGUGAUCAGUAUUUGGUCUGCUUUUGCAUAUACUGGUGACCCAGGCAAUGGAUUGAUUGAAACCGGCGCCAACUUCACAACCUGGCCAGUGUUCAACUCCACGACACGUCCCUACGUUGACAUCAGCAUCAACCCAAGCCAGGGCACCUUCUUGCACAAUGAGAAAUGUCAGAUGCUGGCGAGGCUGAUACCCAAAAUUGUCAGGCGUUGUCGCACCGAGUCAACAACAACCCCGGCCACUCAUUCUACCCAUCUUCACAAAAAGAAAAGGAAAUACUUCCGUCGCACACCUCCGUUUGGUCCAAGGCCCAUGGGAUACAGCUAAAUAUACACUAGUAGGCAUUUUAGCCAUUUUAUUCUGUUGCUCACCCCUUUAUCUAUUUUUAUUACAAGUAAUCUAUCAGGCAGGCAUAGGGGGAUGGUCUAAGACCAUGAUUGAGAAACAGAGGGUACCAGGUUCAAGUCCUGUUUGGAAGCGGAAGGAAUUUUCCAGCCGUGCUGGGACCCACAGUGAAUUGGGAACUCGUGGCCUGGCACGAGGGUAACAUGAAUGCAGCUAAUGGGAUUUCGGCCUUUGACCACUUGGUGGCGGUUCUGAUCUACUCACCUCCCACCGUUUAAGCGCUGCAUCUGCGCCUUUGAUCCUAGAGGGUGGUGGCGUUCCCACGGCGGAUGCGGUAAACUCGGCUUCCAGCCGAGUCUCAUGCGAACCGUGAAUUUAUUUUAUUUAUUUAAUCUAGUUUCACCAACAUAGCCAGGAUAAUUUCGUUGAGACAUUGAAAUUGAAAGCUCCUUCAAACACCAGGUUUUCUCCUGCAAAGUUUAUCACAGAGGUAGGUGCUCAUUAACUAUCAUUUUUAUAUACAUGUAUUUCUAAAUGCGAGUAGUCACCUUGUACCACGUUGCCUUAAAUGCAAUUGGUAUGAUGAUGUGCACUUGAAGUAGUUCCAAGGAAGCUGUACUCAGUCUAGAAAACGUUGGACCCGGGGACUAUAGCACCAUGCAUGUAGAUCAUGCCUACUAUCAAGAGUACAAUACAUACAUGACCAGUGGUUAUGUACACUCUUGCCACUAUCUGUCAUAACUUCAUAGAGGGACUUUUUCUUUCAUGUUAGGAACAGUACCACACUACAAGAAAGUGAUUGUGGAAACUUCUGGGACACGAAGUGCCUUUACUAGCACACCAACUCAAUAUCCUUGCUUUGGAUCAUGUAACAGACCUCUGCAUACUGCUCUCCCUCUCUCCUCCCCUCCCCC
Messenger RNA from Sycon ciliatum, 3473 nucleotides. RefSeq names its product cholinesterase 2-like. The coding region runs from base 622 to 2541 and encodes 639 amino acids. The record is from RefSeq and is a predicted model, not a curated record. Lineage: Eukaryota; Metazoa; Porifera; Calcarea; Leucosolenida; Sycettidae. The transcript has 6 exons.